Dovyalis caffra is the source of this 321-nucleotide messenger RNA. Lineage: Eukaryota; Viridiplantae; Streptophyta; Magnoliopsida; Malpighiales; Salicaceae. The record is from the annotation of a GenBank genome assembly.
AUGGCAAGAGAGUUCAUAGUUCAUGGAGGCGCUAUGCACUCAGAAGCAAGUUUCCUGGUGGAUUCCUCCUGGGCUUUUAUGUUGUUAUGCAUGAUUGUUGUUUCUUUGUCAAUUAUUUCCAUGGUCAUAUUCGCUUGUGGUGAUAGCAAUUCAGGCGAAGGUCAUCGUCCGCGGCGUAGGGGCGGUUUUGCUGGAGGUGGUGCUAAUUACGCAGGAGCUGGUAGUGCUUGUGGUGGAGGAGGAGGAGGAGGAGGCAGUGCUUGUGGUGGAGGAGGUGGAGGUGGUGGUGGUUGUGGAGGAGGAGGCGGAGGCGGGUGUUAA